Molecule: messenger RNA, 1529 nt
Organism: Harpegnathos saltator (Jerdon's jumping ant)
Lineage: Eukaryota; Metazoa; Arthropoda; Insecta; Hymenoptera; Formicidae
Gene: O-fut2
Product: O-fucosyltransferase 2
Exons: 9
Coding region: 131-1465 (444 amino acids)
Biological process (GO): protein O-linked glycosylation via fucose
Molecular function (GO): peptide-O-fucosyltransferase activity
Source: RefSeq, a predicted model, not a curated record
GAGAGAGAGAGAGAGAGAGAGUGAGAAAGAGAAAGAAAAAAAGAGAGAGAGAAAUUUGAUGCUCGUUGAUCUCAAGUGCCGAGAUAUAAUAUAAUAUUGUACAACUAAGAAAGACAUACUUAUAAUUGAAAUGUUUAUUUUCAAGAUUCCAUUCAUUAUUAUUGUUAUUUUAAGUGCCUCCAUUACGAGUGAUAAUGAGUCUGAUUUUUGUGAAGUACCUGAUGAAUAUACUGACAACUUAAAGAAAUGUUCUACCCAAAAUUAUUUUACACAAAAACGUUAUAUUCUUUAUGAUGUAAAUCCACCAGAGGGUUUCAAUUUAAGAAGAGAUGUUUACAUUCGUAUUGCAGUUUUUCUGAAGAAGUUGAUUGAAAGAAAUAAAGAAGUUCAGUGGCAAUUGGUUUUAGCACCAUGGGGUAAUUUGUAUCAUUGGCGAAGUAAACAUAUAGGGCAGCAAGAACUUAUACCAUGGAAUACUUUUUUUGAUAUUACAAGUUUGCAAAAAUAUGUGCCAGUUAUUGAAAUGUAUCAAUUUAUGAAAGAAUAUUCAUCCGGGAGCAAGCUACAACUUGAUUGUGUAUACAAUUUGCAAAAUGAUGAUGAAAUGUUCAAGACAGGUAAAUUUGAAGAUAAAAACGAAGAGAUAGAUUGUACUCAUGAUGCUUUACCAUAUCACAAGGUAGAUCGUCAAACAUACAACGGCCCAUUUUGGGGCUACCAUAAUAUCACUGCUAAGGAAGUGAAAUGUCUGAAGUUUCAUGGUGUAGCAUCUGCUCUUUAUCAAAAUCUUUGGCCAUUGCAAUAUAGAUCUAUAAUGUUUGAUCAUAUGGAGAUUGCCUUGCAUGAUGAAUAUGGAUCAAGAGAAUACUGGAAAGCUAGGCGCAGUAUGCGUUAUAAUUCUGAACUCUACAACAUUGCGAAUGAGUAUAGGAGAACUUUUCUAAAUUCCACGAAUGAAAAUGAUAAUAUAAAACGACCUAUAGAUUGGACCAAGGAGAAGAGUCAACAAAGGGUAAAGGGUGGUCCAUACUUGGCAGUUCAUCUUAGAAGACGUGAUUUUAUUGUUGGUCACAAGGACUCUAUACCAACCAUAGAAAAUGCUGCGUCUCAAUUAACAGAAAAAAUGGAUAAACUCGGAUUACAUGUGUUAUUUGUUGCGACAGAUGCUGCACCAGAAGAAUUUGAAGAACUCAAGCGGUAUCUAAAACGACACAAAGUUGUGAGAUAUGUGCCAUCUUUGUUUGAAUUAAAUAAAUUUAAGGAUGGGGGAGUGGCUAUCAUUGAUCAAAUAAUUUGUUCACAUGCCAGGUAUUUUAUAGGAACGCACGAGUCUACUUUUACAUUUAGGAUACAAGAAGAUAGAGAGAUUAUGGGUUUCUCACCAAAAACUACGUUCAAUCGCUUGUGUAAGGAUAAAAACAGGAAAUGUAAAACAGGAAAUGGACAAUGGCAAAUUGUCUGGUGAUAAAAUUGGAGGCUGAUAAAUGUUCAAGAGACCCUCUGCCAAUUUUUCUAUAGCCUCUGUGAAA